AACUGGACUUUCGGCCUGCGCCGAACUGGUCGUCAGUGUGAAUUUGUUUUCGAUAGUGUAUGACGAUGUUAGGCGUACAAUUUAUUAGUGCGGUCGCACUUUACGGCCUUUUGGCCCUUGUCGAUGUGUCACAAGCCUUUAAAACGGUAUGCUACUACGACGGCAAAGCUUUAUGGAGAAAAGAUGUCGUUAAAGUUGGCGCUGAGGAGUUAAAACCAGCCUUAAGUUAUUGUACGCAUUUAGUGUACGGUUAUGUGGGUAUUGACGAUGACAAAUACAAAGCAAUAUCUUUGGACCCCAAACUGGAUUUGCCUGAAAGCAAAGACGUCAAGGGUGGAAAGGGAAACUUUAAGUCCAUCACGGCUCUGAAGAAAGCUUAUCCAAGCCUUACUAUAUUGCUCUCGGUCGGUGGAAAUGCCGAUAUCGAAGAUCCUGAUAAAUAUCUUAGCGUUCUGGAGACUCCCAAAUCGAGAACCAAGUUCGCAUCCACUAUUUCAGAUAUGGUAAAAGAAAAUGGAUUCGAUGGCUUAGACUUGGCUUGGCAAUUCCCGGUAGUAACCGAGAAAAAGGAAAAACAUACAUGGGGUUCUUUUAUCCACAAAGUAGCCAAAACAGUGGGCAUUACUAGCAAGGAUACCAAGGAAGCCGAGCAUAAAGAGCAGUUCACCGCACUGGUCCGUGAAGUCAAAGGAGUGUUAAACGCUAACAAUUGUCCUUACUUGUCGGUCAGCGUUUUGCCACACGUCAACUCCACCGUGUACUUCGACUUCCCCGGACUACAGAAGUAUGUGGAUCACUUCACGCUGAUGGUGUACGACUUCCGGACCCCAGACCGUGUGCCCAAGCUGGCCGACCAUGCAGCCCCGUUCAAGUUCGUGUACGCCGACCGGCUGGCGUGGCAGAACAUCGAGUCGCAAGUGAACCGCGCCAUCGCCCUGAAGGCCGACCGCAGCAAACUGAUCCUGGGCAUAUCCACGUAUGCCCGCACGUGGAAAAUGGACAAGGACAGCGGCAAGUCCGGUGCGCCGCCCGUGACCGCCGAUGGCCCCGGCGAGGAGGGCACGUACACUAAGACGGAAGGUCUGUUGGCCUACUACGAGAUCUGUCCGCACCUGGUCGAGAGCACCGCAGCCACCACAUCUCUGACCCUAUACAGACGUGUACCAGACCCGAGUAAAAACCUCGGCACUUAUGCUUUCCGCUUGCCCAAGGACGACGUGAAGGGCAUUUGGAUCAGUUUCGAAGAACCGGAAACUGCCAAACAAAAGGCCACGUACGUGAAACAGAAUAGUUUGGGUGGCAUAGCGUUGAUAGAUCUAUCUUUGGACGACGCCAGAGGAAUUUGCGAUUCGGCAAAAUACCCAAUUUUAAAAGCUGUUAGGAACGUGUUGUAAAUUGUAAUGAACCCAAUAUUCCACUUUAUAUAUAUAUAUAUUUUUUUUAAU
Molecule: messenger RNA, 1445 nt
Organism: Sipha flava (yellow sugarcane aphid)
Lineage: Eukaryota; Metazoa; Arthropoda; Insecta; Hemiptera; Aphididae
Product: chitinase-like protein EN03
Exons: 6
Coding region: 60-1394 (444 amino acids)
Biological process (GO): chitin catabolic process; carbohydrate metabolic process
Cellular component (GO): extracellular region
Molecular function (GO): chitin binding
Source: RefSeq, a predicted model, not a curated record